Coturnix japonica (Japanese quail) is the source of this 1965-nucleotide messenger RNA. RefSeq names its product E3 ubiquitin-protein ligase PHF7-like. The record is from RefSeq and is a predicted model, not a curated record. Gene Ontology annotation, cellular component: nucleus. NCBI's taxonomy places the organism in Eukaryota, Metazoa, Chordata, Aves, Galliformes, Phasianidae.
CGGCACUGGGCCCCUCACUGUGCGCUGGCUGCAAGAGCCGCCGCCCUCCUGCUUGGGUGACCUCAGCCCUGUGAGGUGUGAUGGCGUCACAGAGGGUGGCACGGAACGGCCAUUGUGACACGGGGGCUGUGGAGCAGAGCUGAGGCUGCGGGGCUCAGGCCCAGCUCAGUGCGACUUGGUGAGUAGAGCAGGGAGGAAGGGGCUGCCUGAGGCUGCCCAGGGAGGAGGGUUCCCCAGCGCUCGGGGGCCUGAGCUGCCAACUCAGACUCGUCCCGAUUCUCCCAUAGGUUUGCACGCAGAGGACGAAGCCCAGCAGUGAUGGGACAGACACUCUGCACGUGGUUGCGGUCGACGCGCACAGUGCGCGCGGAGACACAGGAGGAUGAUGGCUCACUAGAGCCAGCAUGCGUGCUCUGUGGCCUAGUGGAUGAGAACUUGGGCAUCCUCGGCCGCAGACAGAGGAUUCGUAGAUUGCAUUUCCAUGAGUUUUGUGCGAGAUUUGCCAACGGUCUUUGUGAACACUCACAAGGUUACAGUGAGCCACGCUAUCGUGUAGAAGACCUGACACGCGCAGUGAGGGAGGCAGAGCAGACGCUCUGCUUCGUCUGUGGCGGUUCGGGGGCCAGCAUCACCUGCGCAGAGCCGGGAUGUGAGCGGAGCUUCCAUCUCCCCUGCGCCUAUGAGGGUCAAUGUGUUACACAGUACUCUGGAGCGCUCAGGUCCUUCUGCUGUGAGCACCGCCCGCAGCAGGCAGCGCAGGCAGCACCGGAGGCGGACACGACCUGCAUCAUCUGCAUGGAGCCUGUAGGUGACAGCACGUCGUACAGCACCAUGGUGUGCCCAGCCUGCCAACACGCCUGGUUCCACCGGGCCUGCAUCCAGGAACAGGCCCUAAGCGCGGGGAUUUACUGCUUCCAGUGCCCCCAGUGCCGAGACAUGAACUCGUUUCUACGAGACAUGCUCACUAUGGGGAUCCGAAUCCCAAUCAGAAAUCCAACAUGGGAGGACAACAACGCCUAUGCAGCACUGGCAGUUCGGCACCAACGCUGCGAUGCCAGCAGCUGCCUUUACCCCCAAGGCAGGGAGCAGUCAGGAGAGGGGCCCUGGGAGCUGCUCUUCUGCAGCUCCUGUGCUGUACGAGGGACACACCGGCGUUGUUCCCUCUUGAGUAACAGCACAACCAGAUGGGAGUGCAACGCCUGUGCUGGAGAGGGCACCGCCUCCAGCACCAGCUCACGUCUUGCUGGCCUCAGAACCACCAGCCAGCAUGGACAGCAGCCAUCCCGAGGCUCCACCGAGAGAGAGAGCAGCAGCUCUACAACAACCACCAGCCAGGCACCACCGGGGACAGCUCACAGUUCCCGUUUGCCUGAGACCCCUGGCCUGUCCAGCCGGCGCAGGCCACAAUGGAGGAGACUCGGCCGGCGUUUACAUCGCACUGGCAACUCAUGUCAUGAGUUGCAAGGGUGCUGUGGGAGCAGCCAUCAUGCUGCCCUGAUUGCUGAGAGCAGCACCCCAGACUCUGACAGCCAGGGGACAUCUCGGUCCUCGAGGCACUGCCCUGCACCUGGAUACAACCUCAGGUGCAGGCAGGGACAGCGGGCCCGGACAAGAAGCCGCUCUCCGUUGCAGCGCCGGGCCCCAGAAGCUCAGAGCCGGCCCCAAACACGCCGUGGGAGCCGGCAGACACCAACCCCAAGUGCUCAGAGCGGCACCCGCAGCUACACCACACGGGGAGCACAGGGGUCCUCCAGGGCUUCCGCAGCAGCCGACAGAAGCCCAUCCACACGGCCAAGGCGGGCCCGGACUCGAAGCCGCUCGCCUCUCCAUCGUCGGGCUGCGCAGACCAACAGCCAGCCCCGGAGACGCCGCGGAAGCCGCUCCAGGAGGAGAGGACCAGCCCAGGGGCGGAGCCGCUCCCGGGUACCACGCCGGGCCCAGCGUGUCACCAGCCGGCUCUACUGA